AUAAAUCUACAUCUGUCUUUCCAACGAUAAUAACUACCUUGGACAAUAUGAGGAGUUUACUGUUACUUUGUUUGACUGUUCCAGUAGUGUCCGGCUUUGUACUGGAUACUUUUGGACUGAGUACAAAGGUCAACACCGUAUCAGAACUAGAUGUAGCUAAAUAUCUAGGAAGAUGGUAUCAGAUGUAUGCUAGUCAGUCUGUUUAUGCCACAUUCGAACGAGGGGCCCAAUGUGUUACUGCUGACUACUCAGUACAGCCAGGAGUUACCAACAACAUCACAGUACUAAACUCAGAAACAGUAGACAGUCCUACCUCACCACUUAAAGUAACUCACGGGUAUGCUCUGCCAUCGGACAAACCCGGUCAACUGACCGUCGUUCUAGAAACUGCUCCUUUACCAGCUCCAUACUGGGUUUUAAAGUUGGGACCAAAAACAUUUGGCACUGAUGGUCAAUACCAAUAUUCCAUUGUCAGUGAUUUCGUAAAAGCAACCUUAUUUGUGCUGUCACGUGAUACAACGACAUUUAAAACAUACGAACCGGAAAUCCUUCAAUUCCUGAAAGAGCAAGGAUUUACAUCCAUCAUAAACAAACCAGUAAAAACCUACCACGGAUCAGAUUGUCAUUACAAUCCUAAACACCAGUAAAAACUGACCACGGAUCAGACUUCCAUUGCAAUCCUAAACUCCAGUUAUCAUCACUAUCAUAUAUAUUUUCUAUUUUGUUAAAUCUAUUAAAAAAUAUUUCUUGCUA
Messenger RNA from Mytilus californianus (California mussel), 753 nucleotides. RefSeq names its product apolipoprotein D-like. The coding region runs from base 48 to 647 and encodes 199 amino acids. Lineage: Eukaryota; Metazoa; Mollusca; Bivalvia; Mytilida; Mytilidae. The record is from RefSeq and is a predicted model, not a curated record. The transcript has 3 exons.